Messenger RNA from Lodderomyces elongisporus, 3669 nucleotides. It is a transcript of the gene BMS1, whose product is annotated as GTPase. Gene Ontology annotation, cellular component: nucleus; 90S preribosome. The record is from RefSeq and is a predicted model, not a curated record. NCBI's taxonomy places the organism in Eukaryota, Fungi, Ascomycota, Pichiomycetes, Serinales, Debaryomycetaceae. Gene Ontology annotation, biological process: endonucleolytic cleavage of tricistronic rRNA transcript (SSU-rRNA, 5.8S rRNA, LSU-rRNA); maturation of SSU-rRNA from tricistronic rRNA transcript (SSU-rRNA, 5.8S rRNA, LSU-rRNA); ribosome biogenesis. Bases 1 to 3669 code for a protein of 1222 amino acids. Gene Ontology annotation, molecular function: ATP binding; U3 snoRNA binding; GTP binding. The transcript has a single exon.
AUGGAUCAGCAACAAUCAAACAAGGCCCAUAGGGGAGCGGCGAAACGAACUGGAGCAAAGAAGAAACUUCAUCAGAAUGGUAAUAAUGCAAAGGCUUUUGCUGUGUCUGCUCCAAGGAAAUUGGAACGAAUGGCAAGGAGGUCGCACGAUGUUAACGAAAGGAAAUUGCAUGUGCCAAUGGUGGAUAGAACUCCGGACGAUGACCCACCACCAGUGAUUGUGGCAGUCAUGGGCCCACCAGGUACAGGUAAAUCCACUUUGAUCAAAUCGCUUAUUAGACGACUAACAAAGACUACAUUGACGGAGAUCAAAGGUCCCAUCACCGUGGUGAGCGGUAAACGAAGACGUUUGACCUUUAUUGAGGUUAAUAACGAUUUGAACUCCAUGAUUGAUAUCGCGAAAGUAGCUGACCUUGUUCUUAUGUUGAUUGAUGGAAAUUAUGGUUUGGAGAUGGAGACUAUGGAGUUUUUGAAUAUCGCCCAGCAUCACGGUAUGCCAAGAGUGCUUGGUGUUGCAACGCAUUUGGAUUUGUUCAAAUCACAAUCUACAUUGAGAACAUCGAAGAAGAGAUUGAAACACAGAUUUUGGACCGAGGUAUAUCAAGGAGCUAAAUUGUUCUACCUUUCAGGUGUUAUCAAUGGCCGUUACCCAGAUAGAGAAAUCUUGAACUUGAGUAGAUUCAUUUCCGUGAUGAAGUUUAGACCGUUGAAGUGGAGAAACGAGCACCCAUACUUAAUGGGUGACCGUAUCACUGACUUGACACAUCCGCAAACAAUUGCAGAAAACCCAAAAUGCGAUCGUAAAGUGGCAAUUUAUGGCUAUUUACAUGGAACACCAUUACCAGCAUCGAAUGCUCAAGUGCACAUUGCAGGUGUUGGGGAUUACCUGGUUUCUGCCAUCGAAAAACUUCCUGAUCCAUGUCCAACACCUUAUUUCGAGCAAAAAUUGGAAGAGUUGGAGAGAGAGCGGAUGAAAGCUGCCGCCGAGCUGGGAGAACCUUUAGCAAAGACAACUAGACGAAGAAAAAGGUUGGACGACAAGCAAAAAAUUAUUUAUGCACCAAUGUCGGACGUAGGCGGUGUUUUAGUGGACAAGGAUGCUGUCUAUAUUGAUGUUGGGAAGGAAAGUUUUAACCCUGAGAACAACGAGGAUGGAGAAUUGAAAGGCGAAGGAGAGACUAUGGUGACCAAUUUGCAAGAGGCGGCCAAAACCAUGGCCGAAAGAUUCGAAGAUGGGCCCGGAUUACAAUUAUUCUCUGAUUCCAAGGCUAUAAGAAAUGCUCUGGAAGACGAUGAAGAAGACGAUGAAGAAGACGACGAAGACUCAUUGUCUGAUGAUGAGGAAACCCUUGUGGAUACAGGGAGGAAAUCAAUGAGGCAUGCAAGAUUGUAUGGAAAAUCUGUUUCAGAAGAUGACGAAUUUGAUGAUGCUGAGUCGGACGAGGAAGAUGACGAAAAUGAUAUCAAUGGAGACAAUUUUGACCUCGAAGGAAGGCCAAGGUUUGAAGAAAUUGAUUUCAAGAUUGAGAAUGGACCAAAAUACAAUCAGAAGGAGUUGGAGUACGUCGAAGAUUCUGCUCUUUCAUCGGAUGACGACGAUGUUUACGGAGAAAAUGGUUCUAGUUAUAGGUCCACUGCUCUGAGAUUGAGAGGUUCGGGCAAAAGGCGGUGGGAUAUCAAUAAAUUGUUGUAUAUGACAAAUAUCGAGCCACUGGAUGCACUCCAGAGAUGGAGGGGCGAGGUGAGUAAUGACGACGACGACAAUGACGAAGAAGAAGAUAUCAAACAAGACGACGACGAGUUGUUCUUCAAAAAGAAAGAGGUCAGAAAUGCCGAUGCUGACCCUGAUACACUGAAGCCCCAAUUUGCACCACUUGAUGAGUUGAAAAAGAAGUUUGCUAAAAACGAUGAUGACAGCAAUAGUGACGAAGAGUAUGAGAGUGGGUACCAGUUACUUAAGAAGCGUUUGUUGGUGGCACCUAAACUAAACGUCGAGGGGGAAGAAGAUGGUACAAAUGAUGGUGCAACAACAGCAGCGGCUGAUGGUGAGGAUGAAGACGAAGUAUAUGGGGAUUUUGAGGAUUUGGAAGAAGGAGAAGAAUCUGGUCGUAACAUAGAAGGUCAUGGUAAAAGUAUGAACCUCGCUGAAGUAGGCGAUGAAGAUAAAGAUGACUUUGCCAAUUUCGAAGAAGAAGAGCGCAAGGAGGAGCAAGGAUUGGAUGACGAAGAUAUGGAAAAUUUGAGUGUUGAAGAAAGACGUAGGUUGAAUGCAAUUAAAAAAGCACAGUUGAAGACUCAAUUCGAAGAAGAAGAAGACCGAGAAUUUGGUGCUGAUGACCCUGAAGGGGACACUGAGGCCGAGACGUGGUAUGAAUUUCAAAAGAAUAAAAUGGCGAAACAGUUGGAAGUUAAUAAGGCACAAUACAGCGAAAUGGAUGAACAGCAGCGUAUCCAGAUUGAAGGUUACAAGGCAGGAUCUUAUGUCAAGAUUGUGUUUGACAAAUUACCAUGUGAGUUUGUUGAAAAUUUCAACCCAGAGUUCCCACUUGUGCUCGGUGGUUUAUUAUCCACCGAGUCGAGGUUUGGAAUUAUGAAUACCAGAAUCAGGAGACACAGAUGGCACAAAAAAAUCUUAAAGUCCCAAGAUCCGUUGAUUUUAUCACUUGGUUGGCGUCGUUUCCAAACAUUACCAAUUUACACCACAUCAGAUUCGAGAACAAGAAAUAGAAUGUUAAAGUAUACACCCGAGCACGCAUAUUGUUUUGCAUCAUUCUAUGGUCCGUUGGUUGCUCCAAACACAACAUUUGUUGGAUUCAAUAUUGUUGACAGUAGUUCAACCACAGGAGCUUUCAGAGUAGCGGCCACUGGUAUUGUUGAAGAUAUCAACUCUUCAGUUGAGAUCGUGAAGAAAUUGAAAUUGGUGGGUCACCCUUACAAAAUAUAUAGAAACACUGCUUUUGUCAAGGAUAUGUUUUCCAAUGCAUUGGAAGUGGCCAAAUUUGAAGGUGCUCAAAUAAGAACGGUGAGUGGAAUAAGAGGUGAAAUCAAGAGAGCUUUGUCGAAACCCGAUGGAUGCUUUAGAGCUACUUUUGAAGAUAAAGUAUUGAUGUCGGAUACAAUCUUUUUGAAAACUUGGUACCCAAUCAAGAUUAAGAAAUUCUACAAUCCAGUCACUUCGUUGCUUCUCAAUCACCAUUCAGAAUGGAAGGGAAUGAGGUUAACUGGUAUGGUCAGGGCAGAGAACAACAUCCCUACACCAUUACAAAGCGACUCUCAGUAUAAGAAAGUCGAGAGAACCGAAAGACAUUUCAACCCGCUCAGAGUGCCUAAAUCUAUAAGAAGCGAUUUACCAUUCAAGUCACAAAUUCAUGAGAUGAAACCACAAAAGAAGCAAACGUAUAUGAGCAAGCGAGCUGUUGUUUUGGGUGGCGAGGAGAAGAAAGCUAGGGAGUUAAUGCAAAAGAUUGCCACGAUUAGAAAGGAAAAAGAUGUAAAGAGAAAAGCUAAAAAGGGUGAAAAGUUUAAAGAAAAAUUAAAAAAGAUUGCCAAAACCGAAGAGCUUCGAAAAGAGAAGGAAAGGGAGAGGAAGAAAGAAUAUUUUGCAAAAGAAGGCAAGAAAAGAAAAGUGUCUUCUACCGACAGUGCAGGUGGCAAGAGAAGAAGAACAUAA